Messenger RNA from Fundulus heteroclitus (mummichog), 3692 nucleotides. It is a transcript of the gene dachb, whose product is annotated as dachshund b. Bases 260 to 2200 code for a protein of 646 amino acids. The transcript has 12 exons. The record is from RefSeq and is a predicted model, not a curated record. Lineage: Eukaryota; Metazoa; Chordata; Actinopteri; Cyprinodontiformes; Fundulidae.
UGACCUGGAGUCUGAUCCAGGCUGCUUUACGCGCAGACCGGACAGUCCGCGCACGGAUUUCCACAGCGAGACUUUACUCUGGAUGCGAAGCGCGGAGAGUUUAGGAGAAGCGGAGGACGUUUUUUUUUUCCCUUGUAAAGAAAAAAAAGAAAAGGGAGUAAAAGAAGAAGGAAAAGUGUGCGGGGAAAACUAGAAAAGAAGAGGAACAAGUGGUUUCCCUGCUGGAAACUAUCCGCUCAUCCCAGUUUCCACCUCCUCCAUGUCGCUCCCCGGCUCUCCUCCGCUCCUCUCUCCGGGCUCGGGGACCCAAACCCCCGUCGGGCUCUACCGCUCAGCCCCGGAGGGUCUGCUCACCUCCUCCGCCGUCUCCACCAGCACGUCCAGCCCGGCGCACGUCAACUCCAACUCCCACUCCCACUCGCUGUCCCCGUCCCCGCGGCUCACCAGCAGCAUGCUCAGCGCCUUCCUGCCGGGACCCGGCGGCGCCCUGGGCUCCCUCGGCGGGCUCGGCUCGCUCAGCGCCGCCGGCCUCACCCCGGGCUCCCCGGGCUUGGCGCAGACCUCCCCGGGACCGGGUCUGUGCAGCGAGUGCAAGCUGGUGGAGGUGCACGGCGUGAAGGUGGCCAGCUUCAACGUGGACGGCCAGGAGCUGAUCUGCCUGCCGCAGGUGUUCGACCUCUUCCUGAAGCACCUGGUGGGCGGGCUGCACACCGUCUACACCAAGCUGAAGAGGCUGGACAUCGCGCCCGUGGUGUGCACCGUGGAGCAGGUGCGCGUCCUGCGCGGGCUCGGCGCCAUUCAGCCCGGCGUCAACCGCUGCAAGCUCAUCUCCAGGAAGGACUUCGAGACGCUGUACCAGGACUGCACCAGCGCCAGCUCUCGUCCUGGCCGCCCCCCCAAACGGUGCUCCGGUGCAGGGAUGCAGGAAAGCCCCCGGCUGCUGCACCCGGGGCUCCCCGGCUUGCUGUCCCCCAACCUGCUGUCCCACACCGGCCUGACCGCGGCCGCCAUGGCCGAGCUCCAGAAGCUGCAGAAGAUGAAGAUGAUGAUGAGUCUCCAGAACGGCAACGAGUCCGACAACGACGACCUGCACUCCAACGCAGGAGGGAGUGAGUGUUCCUGGGAUAAGGAGCGUCUGACCAGCCCCCCCGCCGGAGCGCACAGCGGAGGAGGAGCAGGAGGUGGUGGCGCCCCGGCAGUGGGAGGAGGAGCCGGAGGAGGAGGAGGGGGCGCGGCGGGAGGUCCCGGCAGGGGGUCCACCUUAGGAGCCGUCAGUCAGCAGCAGCUCCAGCAGCAGCAGCAGCAGCAGCAGCUACUGGCCAACAGGUUGGAUCUGCCGUUCAUGAUGAUGCCCCACCCUCUGCUGCCCAUGGGGCUGCCGCCUGCGUCUGUGGCCAUGGCCAUGUCCCAGAUGAACCAUCUCAGCACCAUCGCCAACAUGGCCGCCGCCGCCCAGCAGAUACACACCCAUGUCCACCGAGCACCUGUCAUCAAGGAAAGGGUGUGCGACAGCCCCUCUCUGUCUCCAUCUGUGGAUGAAACCAACACUCCCCUGCAGUCGCAGCCCAGCAGCUCGGCCUCCAGCUCGCCUGAAAGACUCGGAUUGGUGUCGGGUGAUGCUGAUGUUGCACUGACCAACUCUGCUGCACCCAUCAAGAAAAUAACAAAGGACAAAGAGGAGUCUCCGCUGGGUCAGACUCUGCCGCCUGGAUUUCCUGCUCCGUUCCUGUUCGCCGACGGCCUGUCGUCAGUGGAGACCCUGCUCACCAACAUACAGGGCCUACUGAAGGUGGCUGUGGAGAACGCCCGGGUACAGGACAAACAGAUCCAGGCCGAGAAGAGGGAGCUGAAGAUGGAGCUGUACAGGGAACGAGAGAUGCGCGAGAGUCUGGAACGGCAACUCAACUCCGAGCUACAGAGCAGAGCUUCGAUCCAGAAACGACUGAAGAAGGAGAAGAAGGCGAAGAGAAAGCUACAGGAGGCGCUGGAGUUCGAGUCCAAGAGGAGGGAGAGAGUCGAGGACGCUCUCAAACACUCGUCCUCUUCCUCUCCGUCUCCCGAGCCGCUGCACGCCGCCAACAACAACUCCAACAACGACGCUGCUGUGGCCGAGGACAAACCUGAACUUAAUGGAAACCAGCAAGACAACGGCGCUGUACAAGAGUCGCGGCCAUUCCUGAAGACCCCCAUGAUGUUCUAGAACGACGAAGACUCCACCUCUAGAACCCGCUCCCCUAUCCUCCCCUUCCUGUACAAACUCCACCAGCCCGUUUCCACCAGAACUACACCAUCCGCUGGAGUACAUCCCAGCGACAGCAUCCCCCAAACGGGACUAUUUUUCACAUGACUACAAAACAAUGAGACUACUAAGAGACACACUGGACUUGUUUUUGGAGGUUCUCUUAACUCCUCUUUUUAGACAAACCUUACUCCGUUCAUUCCAGUUCUGCUGAAUUUAUUCCAAGACUUUUUUUUUUCUUCCUCCCAUUCGUUUGGAAAAGCGAUCGAUCCAUCGUCAUUCCUGAGAAAAUGACUCGAUGAGGAGGAAAAACGGACCCAUCGCAGCCUCUCCAUCCCGUGUUUGGAAAUAUGAGACGCGUCUUUGAUUGGACGAACUGACAGGUCCUGACUAGAUGGGUGUGGUUUUAAAAAAAGAAAGAGAGACUUAUUGGCUGAUUGUGGGACCGGCCAAUCAGAGGAGCUCAAAACUACAAAAUAAAAAAACAAACAAUUUAAGCAGAAAAAAAAUCUUGAGGGAAAAACACUGAAGACCUGAAUGGAAGCAACGUCGUUUGUUUUCCGUACUCGGACGAAACGAACUCGCUUGGCUAAUUUUACACUCUGAACUCUUCAUCCUCUAAUAAAACCAUUUCUGCUCCUUUUCUUUUCUUCUCACAUUAAACGACCCUUUCUACACAGUACGGCUUUUCUGCAUGCCUCCUCUCCUCACUUCUUUUCUCCUUCUAUUCUUGUAUCUGGUUUUUUUUUUUUUUUUUUUAAUCCCGUCAUUUUCUCAAUUCCUCCCCAAAGGAGGCAACGCUCUGAAAGUGUCGGGUGCAGUUUUCCGAUGUAUAAACUAUUUUCUAUUCCCCUUGAAAAUGUGGAAUCAGUUUCUGACGUGAUGCAAAGAUAAUUUUUACUACAACGGAGUGAUUUUUAAACUCGGUCUCCUCCUACAGAAACAGGAAAUUCUGCCCGUCGUCGUUGAGCCUUUUUCACAUUUCGCUCCUGAAAGCAGAAAAAAUGUCAGCAGUUUCUUGCAUGUGUCUGGAGAAAAACAAAAACAAAACUGGAGACUGCUUAAACUGCCCUGACGAUUUUGGAUACUGAGAAAAAAAAAUAAAACAUUUUCUGCAGGCGCUCAAAUCAAGCGCCCCUCAUCAAAAACUAGGACCCUUUUUAUUUGCUAGAGCUUCCGACCUACUCCAAGUGCAGACUGUUGUGUUAAAGCUUUGUUUAUUCCACUGUGUGUUUUGUUCAUUUGUUGAUUACCUUUUUCGAACUCAUAAGGGACGAACGAGGGACGGGAAUCAGUCAGGGUGGGCGGGACUUUGGGUUAAAGGGACAUUCUGUGUAGAUAGAAAUGACAUUAAGCAUUUUGUGUUUGUUUUAUUUUCUUCUCCUGAUGAUCUCUCGGUCUGUCACUGUUCUCUGGGUUUGAAAUGACUGCAAAUAUACAGUAUUAUCAUGAA